AGCAGAGGAUAAGGGUAAAAGAAGCCAUUCAAGUACCCACUGCUUCUAAAACCCCACUUUAUUACACUGUUCGUUCGUUCGUUCACCAUCGGAGGCAAGUACUGUGUCGGAGCAUGGCCUCUAUAUCCCUCUCAUUCUCAUCUUCGCUUCUCCCUCACGAUCACCCCAACAAGAACAUUAUUUCCAGCAUUAACCUCAAACCCCAAAACCCAAAAUCUAGGCCCUUCCGAUGCGCUUUCGCUGCUCCACAGAAAAGGACCACCAAUCCCAAGUCUUCGUCUUCCUCGGUGGCUAAGAAAAGGCACUGGAAGGAAGGGGAAUUCCCUGGGUUUUCAGAAACAUCCACGCGGGGUAGUGGGAAGAAGACACCCAUUAAAAAUCUGAAGAAGAAGUUGGACCGCAAGAACAACGCCAAGGCCUGGGUCAACACUGUCACCGAAGCCUUGUCAGAACUUAUCCAAAAGAAGAUGUGGGUCCAAGCCCUUGAGGUAUUUGAGAUGCUCAGAGCACAGACCUUUUAUCAACCUAAAGAAGGGACUUACAUGAAACUUCUGGUUUUGCUUGGAAGAUCUGGCCAACCCCUUCGUGCUCGUCAUCUUUUUGACACAAUGGUUGAAGAAGGAUGUGAUCCUACAUCUGAACUUUACACAGCUUUACUUGGAGCUUAUUGUCGGAGCAAUCAAAUUGACGAGGCAUUCUCGCUUCUUAACCAAAUGAAGACCCUCCCCCAUUGCCAACCUGAUGUUUUUACUUACAGUACCUUAAUAAAAGCCUGUGUUGAUACUUCUCGAUUUGACUUAGUUGAGUCCUUGUAUGAAGAAAUGGCUGAAAGGUUAAUAAAUCCAAACACUGUCACCCAAAACAUUGUGUUAAGUGGGUAUGGCAGGGUAGGGAAAUAUGACCAAAUGGAGAAAGUGUUGUCAGGUAUGCUGGAGAGCAGAACUUGCAAACCUGAUGUCUGGACCAUGAACACCAUCCUUAGUGUGUUUGGUAACAAUGGUGAGAUUGAUAUGAUGGAGAGAUGGUACGAGAAAUUCCGGAAUUUCGGGAUUGAGCCCGAAACACGUACUUUUAACAUCUUGAUUGGUGCUUAUGGGAAAAGAAGAAUGUAUGAUAAAAUGUCAACCGUUAUGGAAUACAUGAGGAAGCUUCAGUUUCCAUGGACGACCUCUACUUACAACAAUGUGAUUGAGGCUUUUGCAGAUGUAGGGGAUGCAAAGAACAUGGGGUACACAUUUGAUCAGAUGCGUGCUGAGGGAAUGAAAGCCGACACCAAGACAUUCUGCUGUCUUAUUAACGGAUACGCCAAUGCAGGUCUAUUCCACAAGGUGGUUAGCACUGUUCAAUUAGCUGGGAAGUUUGAGAUACCUGAGAAUACCUCUUUUUAUAAUUCAGUUAUAUCGGCGUGUGUGAAAGCGAAGGAUUUGGUGGAGAUGGAGAGAGUUUUUAAGCGGAUGAAAGAUGAGCAAUGUCAACCAAAUUCCACAACAUAUUCUAUCAUGGUGGAGGCAUAUAGAAACGAAGGUAUGACUGACAAGAUCUAUGAUUUGGAACAGGAGCAGCAGGCAAUGAUGGCUGAUGGUAAUGAAAGUGAUGAGGUCAUUACAAUGGAAACUAUGGUUGAGAUCAAUUGAGAACAUGCUGCACUUCUCUAUAUCUCCUACUUUUUCAGGCCCAGGUGAACUACUCUUUUAACAAGGUACCGGGUACCAUUGAUGGUGUUUACUGAAUGAUCAGCUUGUCCAAACUUUGCUUCGGAGAUGGAUAACAACAGUUGCUCUGCCUUCAUCUCAUUGUGAAGUACUAUAUAGUCUUUAGACAUUCGUAGUAUUUAAGGGGGAAUUAUCUAGGUACCUUAUGUACAUGGUUGAUGUGUUGAUAGAGGUAAUUUGUGCCUCUCUACAAACUUGAGGUGAUUCUUUAAUUGUUUUGAAAAUCUAACGUUUUCUUCUUAUGAAAUACCAUUUGCGUGGCUAUAUUUCCUUUA
This is a messenger RNA of Juglans regia (Persian walnut), 1987 nucleotides long. Its product is annotated as pentatricopeptide repeat-containing protein At3g06430, chloroplastic-like. The transcript is spliced from 2 exons. NCBI's taxonomy places the organism in Eukaryota, Viridiplantae, Streptophyta, Magnoliopsida, Fagales, Juglandaceae. Gene Ontology annotation, molecular function: protein binding; mRNA binding. Bases 114 to 1634 code for a protein of 506 amino acids. The record is from RefSeq and is a predicted model, not a curated record.